AUGGAUAUAGCUAACUUUACCGUCCACAAGGUGUUAGUAGACAACGGCAGAUCUGCAGAUAUUAUUCUCAAGGAGGUGCUGAUUAAGAUGGGCUUGGACAAUGCAAAUCUGAAUCCAAUAAAAGCACCGUUGAUAGGUUUCGGAGGGAGUAAGGUCGAUUCUUUGGGAACGAUCAAGCUACCGAUCUCUAUAGGUGACGAACCGAAAAAGAAAACUCUUAUGGUAAAGUUUCUCGUGGUUGAUACGCCUUUUGCUUAUAAAGUUAGUUUGGGUAGACCUGGUCUAAACACUUUUAGGGCUAUAGUAUCAACAUAUCACUUGAAAAUGAAAUUUCCAACUCCCAAUGGAGUAGGAGAGGUCGCGUGCGACCAAGCAGAAGCUAGACGAUGCUACAACCUCUCUUUGAGAAAAGACAUGACUGAAAGAAAGAGGAAAUUUAUUGACUCGCACGUAAACGGGCAAGAGGAAAGAAUAGAGCCGAUUGAUGAGCACCAAGAGAUCGAGUUGGUGCAAGGCAACCCAACAAAAACGACUAAGAUUGGGUCAAGAAUGGAGAAGAGACUGGAGACGAUGAUGAUUACAUUCCUUCGUGAUAGCGCUGAUAUGUUUGCAUGGAGCCCUUCAGAUUUCAAAGGGAUCGAUCCAGAGGUUAUUGUGGACAAAUUGAAUGUCGAUCCAACUAUGCGACCAGUCCAACAAAGAAAAAGGAUGUUCGAGAGACUGGCUUUCGAAUGUGGUAGUCGUGCCAAAGUCAUCUGGAAAUGGAAAAUGUGCACUGAUUUUACUGAUUUGGACAAGGCGUGCCCCAAGGAUCCUUACCUACUUCCACGGAUCGAUCAGUUAGUAGAUUCGACGGCGGGAUACGAGCUAUUCUCAAUGAUGGAUGCUUACCAAGGGUAUCAUCAGAUUUUCAUGGCGAAAGAAGAUCGCAGCAAAACAUCUUUUGUGACCGAACAAGGUGCAACAUACCAAAGGCUCGUGAACAGAAUGUUUAAGGACCAGAUAGGAAUGACGAUGGAGGUCUACGUCGAUGACAUGUUAGUCAAAAGUCAACGACCAGAAAGCCAUUUGCAACACCUUGAAGCAACUUUCGCCGUUAUGAGAACAUAUGGAAUGAAGCUCAACCCGACUAAAUGCACAUUUGGAGUGGACGUAGGUAAAUUAUUGGGGUACAUGGUUAGUAGCCGAGGGAUAGAAGCGAUCCUCCAGCUGAAGUCCCCAACCUCUAUAAAGGACGUCCAAAAGUUGACUGAUUUUAAAUGGACGGAGGAAUGCGAACAUGCAUUCAAUGAACUUAAAGACUACCUGAGAUCGCCUCCACUCCUGAAAAAUCCUAGAGCAGGAGACAUUUUAUACCUAUACCUGGUUGUAUCCGAGAACGCAAUCGAAACAUGGAUGCUGCACGUGGAUGGGUCGUCAAAGGCCAGGAACGGGGGAGCAGGAGUCUUGAUACAAGGGCUGAAAGGGGUCGAAAUAGAGGUCGCAGCAAGAUUGUCCUUUUCUGCUACCAAUAACAAAGCAUAA
Molecule: messenger RNA, 1524 nt
Organism: Sesamum indicum (sesame)
Lineage: Eukaryota; Viridiplantae; Streptophyta; Magnoliopsida; Lamiales; Pedaliaceae
Source: RefSeq, a predicted model, not a curated record